UGGACUUUAGAUUCCUCCUUCGCCGGAAUAUUCCAUAUAUACGUAAGAGAUACUGAAAUCGCCGAUGAUGGACGGUUCGAUUCCGACUGAGAACGGCUCCGUUUCCAGUGAUCGUGAUGGAUCGGCUCUUAUAUUCCUCGGAACGGGAUGUUCAAGCGCGGUACCUAACGCAAUGUGCUUGAUCCAGCAAUCUGAUAGUCCCUGCUAUGUUUGUUCCCAGUCUCUUUCGAUUCCUCCUGAGCGAAAUCCUAAUUACAGGGGGAAUACUUCACUGCUCAUUGAUUAUUGCCAAAGUGAUGGCAAACAUAAAUACAUUCAAAUCGAUGUUGGCAAGACUUUCAGGGAACAAGUCCUUCGUUGGUUUACUCUUCACAAGAUUCCUCAAGUUGAUUCUAUAAUUUUGACUCAUGAACAUGCUGAUGCAGUACUUGGCCUGGAUGAUAUACGUUCAGUGCAACCAUUUAGUCCUACGAAUGAUAUUGAUCCUACUCCAAUUUUUGUAAGCCAGUACGCUAUGGACAGCCUUGCUGUGAAGUUCCCGUAUUUGGUUCAGAAGAAACUUAAAGAAGGCCAAGAAGUUAGGCGAGUAGCACAGCUGGAUUGGAGAAUAAUUGAAGAAAAUUGUGAGAAGCCAUUUGUUGCUUCAGGCUUAUCAUUCACGCCACUUCCAGUGAUGCAUGGAGAAGACUAUGUAUGUCUUGGUUUCCUUUUUGGUGAAAAAUCAAGAGUGGCGUAUAUAUCCGAUGUAUCACGGUUUCCUCCAAACACCGAGUAUGCUAUAUCAAAAUCUGGUGGUGGACAAUUGGAUCUCCUUAUCGUGGAUACGUUAUAUAAGACAGGAUCCCACAACACCCACUUAUGUUUCCCGCAGACAUUAGACACAAUCAAAAGACUGAGUCCAAAAAGGGCUCUUCUAAUCGGAAUGACUCACGAGUUUGAUCAUCACAAGGACAACGAGUUUCUUGAAGAAUGGUCUAAAAGGGAAGGGAUUUCAGUAAAACUCGCUCAUGAUGGCUUGAGAGUCCCAAUAGACCUAUGAAGAGGUCUUCUUGUGUUCAGAUAGAGAGAUAGAGAGCGGAGUGAAACGGUUUUGUUCAAGAUGCAUAAUGCUCACAUGGCUUCAUAUCAACAUUAUCACUAAAGUUUUAUUUUUGUG
Messenger RNA from Arabidopsis arenosa, 1156 nucleotides. NCBI's taxonomy places the organism in Eukaryota, Viridiplantae, Streptophyta, Magnoliopsida, Brassicales, Brassicaceae. The record is from the annotation of a GenBank genome assembly.